This is a messenger RNA of Alternaria viburni, 339 nucleotides long. RefSeq lists its product as uncharacterized. The transcript is spliced from 2 exons. NCBI's taxonomy places the organism in Eukaryota, Fungi, Ascomycota, Dothideomycetes, Pleosporales, Pleosporaceae. Bases 1 to 339 code for a protein of 112 amino acids. The record is from RefSeq and is a predicted model, not a curated record.
AUGCCACCAAACCCCCUCCCCACGCACUCCCUCACCCCCGAAGCCCCCCCAGCCAUAAUCCCCAUCCCAAACGGCAGCUCCCGCCGCGACGGCUUCAGUCCCGGCGCGAUAAUCGGCAUCGUAAUAGCCAUCGUGUGCCUCCUCCUGCUCGUCCCCAUCAUCGCCAUUCUCCUCCGCCGCUACGAAAAGACGCGGUUACGCGAGACGCCCAAGCUCAGUCCGGGAAGCCCUGGAAGCAGCGAUAUCAGUCUGCGGAGUGUGCAGGAGAACCAUAGUUUGAAGAGUAUACUUGUGACGAAGGAGUUGUCGCGAUCCAGGUGGAUUCGGGAAAUGGGGUAA